CGGCCGCAUGUGAAGGCAGCGACUCUGGAAACAUGAAUUCAAGCAACACCAGCUGUUCAGAGGGAACAGAGUUCAAGCUUGUCCAAGUGAAUGGAACGUGGACUCGUCGCACUGGACAGUGCCAAGACAAGGAGGGAAAACUUUCAGAUGCUAAAAUCUAUGAGAACAAAUCGGACCAAGGAGUUUCCUGGACGGUGGUGAGCCCCAUUGUUUUCACCUACAGAGUCAUUCAGUGUAAAAACCUCCUGGACCCCAGGAAUGACACUUUGCUCUGGGGACACACAGAAGACGGAGAACUUAAAGGCACCACGAGUCACUGCAAACCUGUGAAACGCUUUAUUGUCAUUGAUAAAACUGUGCAUGAACUGUACGGCUCCAAGGUCUCCCAGUACUUUGACGCCAAAGGAGUCAUUCACAAGAUUCUCCCUCUGCCCACCACUGAGGAGAGGAAGAACAUGGAGCUAGUGACCAAGAUCCUGGAGGAAGUUCACCAGUUUGGGAUCGACAGACGCUCGGAGCCAAUCAUCGCGCUCGGAGGAGGAGUCUGUUUGGACGUCGUUGGCCUCGCAGCGUCGCUCUACCGACGAAGGACGCCGUACAUCAGGGUGCCGACGACUCUGCUGUCGUACAUUGAUGCCAGCGUCGGGGCAAAAACUGGGGUCAACUUUGGUGGGGGGAAAAACAAGCUGGGAAGCUACGUUCCACCAGUGGCGACAUUUUUAGACAGCUCAUUCUUCCAAACUCUGCCUCUGCGGCAGAUCUCCAACGGACUUGCGGAGAUGCUGAAGAUGGCCCUGAUGAAGCACCGUGGCCUGUUUGAGCUGCUCGAGGUGAACGGCAGAAAAAUGCUGCAUGCCAAGCUGCAGCCCUCUGAGGCCUGCGGUGGCUCCGAACAGGGAGACGGUGCUGCAGCGUCCAUGCGCAUCGCCAUAGAAACGAUGCUGGAGGAACUGGCUCCAAAUUUGUGGGAGGAUGAUCUGGAUCGGCUGGUUGAUUUUGGCCACAUUAUCAGCCCCGAGCUAGAAAUGAGGGUUUUGCCAGCGCUGCUUCAUGGGGAGGCAGUCAGCAUUGAUAUGUCCUUCAUGGUGUAUGUGGCUCAUCAAAAGGGGCUUCUGACGACACAGGAGAAGAGCCGCAUUAUUCAGUGUAUGCUGGGUCUGGAGCUACCUGUGUGGCACCAGGACUGCUCCCUGGUCCUGGUGCAGAAAUCUUUCAGGGAGCGUCUGAGGCACUCAGCUGGCUCCCUCAGGAUGCCUCUGCCAACGGGCCUUGGAAGAGCAGAAAUCUUCCAUGACAUGAUAGAAGACAAUGUCAUAUGUCAAGCCUUUCAGAAGUGGACUGAAGAACUUUCUACCUUUGAUAGUAACCAGAUAAACUAAUAUUAAUAAAACAAACAAAAUCAGCAGUGCUAACUGCAAUUCCA
Messenger RNA from Poeciliopsis prolifica (blackstripe livebearer), 1423 nucleotides. RefSeq names its product 2-epi-5-epi-valiolone synthase-like. NCBI's taxonomy places the organism in Eukaryota, Metazoa, Chordata, Actinopteri, Cyprinodontiformes, Poeciliidae. Bases 33 to 1379 code for a protein of 448 amino acids. Gene Ontology annotation, biological process: antibiotic biosynthetic process. The record is from RefSeq and is a predicted model, not a curated record. The transcript is spliced from 5 exons. Gene Ontology annotation, molecular function: 3-dehydroquinate synthase activity.